Molecule: messenger RNA, 2312 nt
Organism: Cyphomyrmex costatus
Lineage: Eukaryota; Metazoa; Arthropoda; Insecta; Hymenoptera; Formicidae
Product: pancreatic triacylglycerol lipase
Exons: 9
Coding region: 1-1710 (569 amino acids)
Biological process (GO): lipid catabolic process
Molecular function (GO): triacylglycerol lipase activity; serine hydrolase activity
Source: RefSeq, a predicted model, not a curated record
AUGAAUGGACGAGGAGUCGGCGACAAUGGCGAAGGAACUUUGGUCCUGCUCCUCGUCGCAUUGACUCCUGUUAUCUGCUCCGCCGGAAUCCUGGACCCUUGGCAGUGGGCGCGCAGCGAUCGGAUCGAAGUCAACAUACCUUGGUUGCCUUUCGAAAACGAGACGCGCUGCUACGACGAGUUGGGCUGCCUAAACAUCACCAGGAGCUGGUACCACCUCAUUCAUCGACCUCUCAAUGUUUUCCCAUUACCGCGAGAAGUCAUUAAUACCAGAUUCAUCCUCUACACGAAUCAGAAUCCCCUGGACGUAAUACACUUAAUAAUGUCCCGUCAUUUUUUCCCCCAGGGUCAAAUACUAAAAGUGGCCAAGAAUAAAUCCAUCGAAAACUCGAACUUCAAUCCUAAGCGUCAAACCAAAUUCAUUAUACAUGGCUUUAUAGACACUCCGCUCAGCAACUGGGUCAAGGAAAUGAGGAGUGAGCUGUUGGUGCACGGUGAUUACAAUGUUAUCGUGGUCGACUGGGCUGGUGGGAGUCUACCUUUGUACACCCAAGCGACAGCGAACACGAGACUGGUUGGACUCGAAAUAGCUCAUCUCAUCAAGCAUUUACAAACAAACUACAGACUAGAUCCGAACGACGUGCAUUUAAUCGGGCACAGCCUCGGUGCUCACACGGCCGGUUAUGCGGGCGAGAAAUUGGGCGGCAAUAUUGGACGUAUCACCGGAUUGGACCCCGCGGAGCCAUACUUCCAAGGAAUGCCGAGCCAUCUUCGCCUAGAUUACACGGACGCCCGACUGGUAGACGUAAUUCACACCGAUGGAAAAAGCAUAUUUUUCUUAGGAUACGGGAUGAGCCAGCCUUGCGGGCACCUGGACUUCUAUCCGAACAAUGGCAAAGAACAGCCCGGCUGUACGGAUCUGAGCGAAACCACGCCGUCACUGCCGCUUACCCUAAUACGAGAGGGUCUCGAGGAGGCUUCGCGCGUCCUGGUCGCCUGCAACCACGUGCGCGCGCUCAAACUCUUCAUCGAAAGUAUCAACUCCAAGUGCCAGUACGUGGCGCACGAGUGCUCGAGCUAUGCGAGCUUCUUGCGAGGCGAGUGCUUCUCUUGCAAGAGCAACAACAGCCUGAGCUGUGGAGUGAUGGGUUAUCACGCGGACACCAGUCCUGCACUGGUAAAACGCCAAGCCAUGGGACAGGAUGUCUCCUCUUUGUUGGGCUCCAAAUUUUUCUUCAUGACGGGCAAGGAUGAUCCGUAUUGCAGAAGACAUUACAGAAUUACCAUUAACCUCGCCCGACCGCCGACCGCGGAAAGCUGGGUGCAGGGUUUCAUGAAAGUCACUCUCCAUGCCGACAAAGGCAUGAUACGCAACAUGGAUCUCACGCCCAGCGGUUACAUGAAACUGGAGCACGGAUCGACCGCGCGGAUGGUCGUUGCUCAUCCGACCGGUUCCAUCGGCAACAUCGGUAAGAUCCGACGGAUUGAGCUCUCCUGGGUCUACGACAUGGACGUGCUGCAGCCCAGAUCCCUGUGCUUCUUCUGGUGUAAUGAUCGCCUGUAUGUUAAUAGUGUCAAAGUCGAUGCUAUGGAUCUUCCGGGCAGAGGAAAACGUGAAGCGGAUUUCUCCAGCAAGCUCUGCUCGGUCGGCAAGCAGGAAUACGCGGAGAUCGCGAGCGGAUCCACCGCCACGUUCGUCGACAAUUGCUGACGAUCCGUUUCGCGGCGGGAAAUCGCAUUUUGGGCGCGUCAUAUAAUUACAAAACGCAGCUGCUACGAUCCAGAGGCGGUUCUCGAAAGUCGGACAAUGAUGAUGAUGAUGAUGAUGACGACGAUAAUGAUGAAACGAAACGAGAAUCGCAGUCCCUCGUAAUCCUCGUAAUUUCUUUCGCCGGCGAUAUAGCGACGAGAGAGACGGUUUUAUGCUCUCAGUCUCUAUUUAUCGCGACCGAUCUGCCGCUUUCUUCAAAUGUAACCCGACGGCACAAGCUACCAAUUAACACUUCCAUGGACGAGGCAAUCCGACGCAACUCGCCGCUUUACAAAGUCUAUAACCGAGUUCUUAGAAAUCCGUCCCGUCGGCGAAGAUUAGAUCCUAAUAAUGCGAUUGAAACGCGACCGAUUGCGAAAGCAGUUCGUAGGAAGUAAAAUUCUUAGCGAAUAGACAUCUAAAUGCGAAAUCGACCGAGCCGCGAGCGUGCUUCCAAUAGAAAAGUCUAACUUCUCGCUAUGCUUUUUUUCUUUUUGGUAACGAUUUCUUCAGUAUUAGUAUUGAUCAAUUUACUAUGUACAUGUUGUAUAUAACAGUAGACG